This is a messenger RNA of Morus notabilis, 995 nucleotides long. RefSeq lists its product as uncharacterized. The transcript has a single exon. Bases 91 to 693 code for a protein of 200 amino acids. NCBI's taxonomy places the organism in Eukaryota, Viridiplantae, Streptophyta, Magnoliopsida, Rosales, Moraceae. The record is from RefSeq and is a predicted model, not a curated record.
CGUAUACGCACAUAUACAAGCUAAAGUAAACCAGUUCUUACACACAAACAAUAUUAAUCUCCAAUACUAAAAAUUCCUCACUUUCCAACAAUGGAAGCUUACUCUUCCUCACCAUCUUCUUCUUCAAAACCCCAAUCAUCACUCCCAUACUACGCGUCGUCGCUCCACUCCGUACGCAAGGCCCCGGCGAAGCCGUGGAAGAAGCCGGUGGCGCCGCUGCCGCCGACGCCGCCGAGGGUGUACAAGGUCGACCCCAUCAACUUCCGCAACCUCGUCCAGCGGCUCACCGCCGCGCCUGAGUUUCAGCUCGCCGCAACGGCCGCCGCCGACAACUCCCCUCGCCGCCUCCAGACUCUGGCUCCUCCGCCGGUCCAAACGACGCCGUUGAUCACUGUCAACAUGAGCAGAAACACCCUGGCCAUGCCUUCGGAGGUUCUCCACCGUCCUUUGCCGGCGAAAGCCAGCAGCUCGUUGUCCAACGUGUACAAGGAGUUCUCCGAAGCAUUUGAUCACAACAACAAGCUGCCUCAGAACAUGAUGAUCAAGGGCUCGGAAACGACGUUGUCUUCGACUACUUUCCUUGGGUUGAACUUGUCGCCUUCUUCUAACUCUCAUAAUUGGUGCUCUUUUCCUCUGUUGAGCCCCGGGACUCUAUCUAGUCUUGAACAGAGUACAGUUCUUCGAAGUUCUUAACUUUUAAAAACGACAGUUAAUUAUAUAUUCACCCUAUGACGCUGAAGCUAGCUGGUGUUUCCUUGGAAAUAUUGAGCUUUUUUUAUUUAUUUUCUAAUGUUGGUUCUUCAUUUUCUUUAUUUUUUAUUGGUUCUUUUUUUCUUGAUGAGAAGUUAGAGAUGAUGUAUAGGUUAAUGUGUAAUAUUAGAGGUCCAUGUACUAUGAAAUAAUAACGUACAAUAUUAGUGUAGAAAAGAAGUAUUAUUAUUUUCACGAGUGAGAAGUUUGAGAAUGAUUAAUGUGAAUAAACAUAUGAUAUGAUC